Molecule: messenger RNA, 569 nt
Organism: Nematolebias whitei (Rio pearlfish)
Lineage: Eukaryota; Metazoa; Chordata; Actinopteri; Cyprinodontiformes; Rivulidae
Product: cystatin-C
Exons: 3
Coding region: 18-440 (140 amino acids)
Molecular function (GO): cysteine-type endopeptidase inhibitor activity
Source: RefSeq, a predicted model, not a curated record
GCACUGACAAAACAACAAUGUGGAAGACAGCUUUACCUUUUCUUGCAGCUGCUUGUGCUGUUGGGUUACGUGUUAUGCCAGGUGGAAUUAUGGAUAAAGAUGUCAAUAAUGAAGGUGUCCAAAGUGCUCUGAACUUCUCUGUGUCCCAACACAACAAUGGUCACAACGACACGUACCUACACAAAGUGAUCGAGGUGAUCAAGGCUCAGGCUCAGGUGGUUGCAGGCAUGAAGUACUUCAUAAAUGUGAAUCUGGCAAAGACCACCUGCAUGAAGGACAGCGAGAAUGAACUGUGUGACAUUCAAACAGACCCACAGCUGGCUCAGACCUUCCAGUGCAACUUUACUGUGUGGAGUCGCCCAUGGCUGAAUGACAUCAGGCUGCUAAAACACACAUGUGUGGAAAAUAACCUGAACUUGACUUUAACAGAAAGCUCUUAACUCUUAAUUUUCCUUUGAAUGAACAAAAAAAAAAAAACAUUGAUUCUAAAUAUGUUGUAUUCUGACAAACAUCAAACUUUAGAAUAUCUAAUGUAUAAUUUCAUUAUUUUAUGCUUCAGCAGAAAAAUC